AUGCUCACCGUGGCCAGUGUCCCCCUUGGUGACCGGGUCCUGCCGGGACGCGGUGGCCCCGGGGUCCAAGCCGAUGCCGCUCGCCCUCGUUUCCAGGGGCCCCGGCUCCUGCCGGGUGGUGGGACCCAAAGGGCCGCCGGGAUUUUGGGAUCGCCUCCUGGAAGGGCGCUGGACCGGAGCGUGGCCGUCCUGCCGAAAAGCCUCCACCGACCCACCGACGGCAGCAGUCACCCAAACCUGGCCAAGCUCUGCCGGUCGCGGUUAAUUCCCGAGGCUGGAGGCAAAGGAGCGGGGCAGGGGAGUCCCCGCAGCUCCCAUGCUCCUGCCCUGGCCGAAUUUGGCACCCUGGAGGGGGAGGACAGCGUGUGCCGGCCACGGGGUCCCUCUCGGUUGCUCCGGCUUUACACCAGAGAAGCUGCUUCUCCUGGAAACCGCCCCGGCGCCGGCAAAGAGCCGAUGAAACUUCGGCUGCGGGACGAUGGCUUGUCGAGACUUGGAUGGCGAGGAGAGCGCCUGGAAGCGGGGCGGCAGGAAUACCUUGACGUUGCUUUUGGAGAGCAGGAGGGUGACGUGGCCGAGGUGUGGCGAGGGGCGGGCGCCCGGCACUGCGCGGGCACCUACCCCGGCUCCGCGGUGCUGCCGCCCGAGAGCCCGCCGCCGUCGCACGCCGUGCAACUCCCGCUUCCGCGUGAGAGCGUGAAGGUGCUGCGGCUGACUCUGCCGAAUGACCUCCCGGGCGACAGGCGCGAGCAGGCGAAGCAGAAGCCGGUGGGAAAAGCCUUCGCCAUGGUGGCCAACAGAUCCAGCAACGGGCACUCCCUGGCCUCCGAAUGCAUCAAAUCCAACGAUGGCGAUGAGGAGAUCAUCAAGGUUUAUCUCAAGGCGCGGGCGGAGGGCAGCGUGAACCACGAGGAGCACGUCAACCAGCUGAAAAGUGAAGUUCGUUACAUUCAAGAGGCUAGAAGUUCUUUGAAGAAGCUGCGGGAAGACUUAAGUAGUAAACUUGAGAACAGACAAGGAGAUAAACAGCACGCACAGGUUGUGCUGGAAAAGCAGAACGGGAGCUGGCUGUACCCCGAGAGGCUGCGUGCCGACUCCUGGGAGGACCAGGAGGAGGACUGCUCAGGUGAAGACGUGGAAAAGAUCCGACAGACGGCGAAGAGGCUGUUCACGAAGCUGCAGGAGGCUGAGAAGCGCCAUCAGUUGGAGAGGAAAACCUUUGAGAGGACGGUCGCGCAGUACCAGGAGGAAGCGGAGCAGACGAGCUCUGCCCUGCGGAGAGCGGAGAGGAGCGUGGUGGAGAAGGAGGUGCAGGUGGACGAGCUGCAGAGACUCCUGGCAGGGAUGGAGAAGGAGCACAGGAGUUUGCUGCUGAAGAUGAAAGAAGGCGAAGCAGAGCUGGCGCGGCUGAGAAGCGUGGAAGGUGACAAGCUCGCCGAACAAGACCGGUCAGCCCAGCUGGAGAAGGAGGUGGCCAUGCUGCGGGAGAAGAUACACCAUCUGGACGACAUGCUGAAAAGCCAGCAACGCAAAGUCCGGCAGAUGAUCGAGCAGCUCCAGAACUCCAAAACAGUGAUCCAGGCCAAAGAUGCCGUGAUCCAGGAGCUCAAGGAGAGAGUCGCUUACUUGGAGGCUGAGAACCUGGAGAUGCACGACCGCAUAGAGCACCUGAUCGAGAAGCAAGUCAGUCGGGGCAGCCACAGCUCCAGAGCGCGCUCCAAGUCGGAGUACGUGAGCAGCAAAAGGCUGACGGGCCCCAAGCCGCUGCCUCUCAUUCGAGUAGUGGAAACAUGA
Molecule: messenger RNA, 1794 nt
Organism: Charadrius vociferus (killdeer)
Lineage: Eukaryota; Metazoa; Chordata; Aves; Charadriiformes; Charadriidae
Gene: TUFT1
Product: tuftelin 1
Exons: 16
Coding region: 1-1794 (597 amino acids)
Biological process (GO): intracellular signal transduction
Cellular component (GO): intracellular anatomical structure; I band
Source: RefSeq, a predicted model, not a curated record